Ictalurus furcatus (blue catfish) is the source of this 2512-nucleotide messenger RNA. RefSeq names its product tripartite motif-containing protein 16. The coding region runs from base 383 to 2080 and encodes 565 amino acids. The record is from RefSeq and is a predicted model, not a curated record. NCBI's taxonomy places the organism in Eukaryota, Metazoa, Chordata, Actinopteri, Siluriformes, Ictaluridae. Gene Ontology annotation, molecular function: zinc ion binding; protein binding. The transcript is spliced from 6 exons.
AGAAAGGGACAGCUUCCUUAUCAACAUGGGUGAAGAAAGGUGAGAUAAUCUGAGACAGAGAGUUGCAAAAAAGUCAUCAUAUGUUUACAGAGAGUGCUGGUCGGUGUUAAAACCGUUUAGUUCAGUGGAGAACGUUCAGCGGACGCUAUAAACUGGGCUACACGGGAUAUAUUUAUGCACUGAAAGGAGAUGAAAUGGUUAACAGAGGAGUAUUUAUAACCUCUGUGUUUGGGCUCCUCCUCCUCCUCCUCCUCCUUCUCUCUCUCUCUCUCUCUCUCUCUUUCUCUCUCUCUCUCUCUCUCGCUCACACACAGAACCAGGAAGUAACUCCUUAUUUCAGAGAAAACAAAACUGAUCUCUUUCGGUGUGUGAGAUCAGGAAAAUGGCCGAGGCCAGUAUUUCAGUAGAUCAGGAUCAGUUCAGCUGUCCAGUGUGUCUGGAUCUCCUGAAGGAUCCGGUGGCGAUCCCCUGUGGUCACAGUUUCUGUAAGGUGUGUAUUAAUGGCUUCUGGGAUCAGGAGGCUCAGAAGGGCGUCUACAGCUGUCCUCAGUGCAGAGACACGUUCACUCCGAGGCCUGUUCUACGCAGAAACAACAUGCUGGCUGAAGUGGUGGAGAAACUGAAGAAGACUGAAGUCCAAGCUGCUUCUCCUGCUCACUGUUACGCUGGACCUGGAGAUGUGGAGUGUGAUUUCUGCACCGGGAGAAAACACAAAGCCGUCAAGUCCUGUCUGGUGUGUCUGGCUUCUUACUGUGAAAUUCAUCUGAAACCUCACUAUCAGUCUCCUGCAUUUAAGAUACACACAUUAAUCGAAGCCUCAGCAAAGCUACAAGAGAAGAUCUGCUCUGAACAUAACAAGCCGAUGGAGAUCUACUGUCGUAGCGAUCAGACCUACAUCUGUUACUUGUGUACGAUGGAUAAUCACAAAGGACACGACACCGUCACAGUCACAGCAGAAAGAGCCGAGAAACAGAGAGAGUUAAAGGAGGAGCAGAUGAAAUCCCAGCAGAGAAUCCAGGAGAAGCAGAAGAAGGUGCAGGAGCUGAAACAGACUGUGAACACUAUAAAGCUCAGUGCACAGACAGCAGUGGAGGACAGUGAGAGGAUCUUUACUGAGAUGAUCGGCUCCAUGGAGAAAAGGCGCUCGGAGGUGACGGAGCUGAUCAGAGCUCAGGAGAAGGCUGAACUGAGUCGAGCUGAACGACUCCUGGAGCAACUGGAGCAGGAGAUCGCUGAUCUUCAGAGGAGAGUCACUGAGCUGGAGCAGCUUUCACACACAGAUGAUCACCUCCACUUCCUCCAGGAUUUAGCGUCUGGACAUCGGUCUCCUCCAUUAGACAGAGCAGAGUUUCAGACAUCCAGCAUCACUGACCGUCAACAUCUCUCAUUUGAUGGAGUGAGGAAUUCUCUCUCGGACCUGAAGAAGAGACUCGAGGAAUUCUGUGAGGAGGAAUUCAACAAAAUCCUUCCACAGGCUGCAGCAGUUCAGAUCAUUUCACCAUCAGAGCCACAGACCAGGGAAGACUUCCUGAAAUAUUUCUGUGAUCUGACUCUGGAUCCCAACACGGCACAUCAUUACCUCGUUCUGUCUGAGAAGAACAGAGUUUUGACGUAUACAGAGAGAGAGAAAUAUUACCCUGAUCAUCCAGAGAGAUUUGAUUAUUGGCCUCAGGUGUUGUGUAAGGAGAGUGUGUGUGGACGCUGUUACUGGGAGGUGGAGUGGGAAAGUGAUCGAGGUGUGGCCAUAUCAGUCUCAUAUAAGGGGAUCGACAGGAAAGGACCGAGUAAAAAUUGUACCUUUUCCAGCAACAAUCAGUCCUGGAGUCUGGAGUACUGUUAUUCUUCUUUUCUCUAUUUCUAUAACAACACCAUUAAGACUGAUCUUACGGUUCCACUAUCCUCCAGAAUAGGAGUGUAUGUGGAUCACAGCGCAGGAACUCUGUCCUUCUACAGCGUCUCUGACACGAUGAAGCUCCUCCACAGAGUCCACACCACUUUCACUCAGCCUCUAUACGCUGGGUUUGGGGUUUACAUGGAUAGUGGUCAUACAUCAAUUAUGAGGCUGUGUGACCCAGUGUAACUAGUCUGUGAUGUUUUAUGGUCGGUGAUAAAUUGAUUCACUUUCCUUUACUGAGUCUUAACGGUGACACAAUUAACAUUAAAUCGUUAAAACACUGGUUUCAGACAUCGUUUAUAUGGUGAGGUGUUGCUUCCUGGAUUGUGUGGAAGAGCAGUAGUUAUUGAUAUAAACUGUGUGGCAGUGAUGAUGAUGAUGAUGAUGAUGAUGAUUUUGAUCAUGAUGGUGUGUAAAGCAGCUUGGAGGUGUUCAAGAUUUCCAUUCCAGCAGCUCCGUAGCAGUUUGGAGAUGAAGGUCUUGUUCCAGGACACAGCAGGAGACUUGGCUUAAUGAGGGACAUGAUGAGAUAUUAUUAUGAUAUAUCUUGUAGUUAAAGAUACAUUUUGUAAAUACACUAAUGCUUGAAGCUUAGUUGGAAAUAAAAUUUAAAAAUAC